AAGAUGGCGGCCACCAUGAAGAAGGUGAACUUUCUUUUCGCUGCAGAAGAUGUCAGUGUUACUUUUGAAGACCAACAGAAGAUAAACAAUUUUGCACGGAAUAUGAGUAGGAUCACGGAGCUGAAGGAAGAAAUAGAAGUAAAGAAGAAACAACUCCAAAAUUUAGAAGAUGCUUGUGAUGACAUCAUGUUGGCAGAUGAUGACUGCUUAAUGAUACCUUACCAAGUCAGUGAUGUUUUCAUUAGCCACUUGCAGGAGGAAACACAAGAAAUGUUAGAAGAAGCAAAGAAAAAUUUGCAAGAAGAAAUUGAUGCUUUAGAAUCCAGGGUGGAAUCAAUUCACUGGGUAUUAGCAGAUUUGAAAGUUCAGCUGUACCCAAAAUUUAGAAGCAACAUAAACCUUAAAGCUGAUGAAAGUUAAAAAUUUUAUAGUGCUUUUUUUAAAUUUGUUUAAUAAACUUGAAUAUUGUUUAAAAUGAUAAUUUCUCUUCUUCAAAUGAGAUGGAAAGCAAAACUUUUUUUUUUAAAAUUUUCAUGUAUUUAAUGGAAACUUGCCUAUUUUCACAUGUCUUGCUUAUUUAUUUUAUAUUUUUAAAAGAAGACAGUAUUUGCCUAUGUAUUUUGCAUGAUUAUAUCACGUGUAAGGGCUUUAUGUCAUGUUAUUAAAAGCAGUUAA
Molecule: messenger RNA, 675 nt
Organism: Orycteropus afer afer
Lineage: Eukaryota; Metazoa; Chordata; Mammalia; Tubulidentata; Orycteropodidae
Product: prefoldin subunit 4-like
Biological process (GO): protein folding
Cellular component (GO): cytoplasm; prefoldin complex
Source: RefSeq, a predicted model, not a curated record